This is a messenger RNA of Schistosoma rodhaini, 4584 nucleotides long. The record is from the annotation of a GenBank genome assembly. NCBI's taxonomy places the organism in Eukaryota, Metazoa, Platyhelminthes, Trematoda, Strigeidida, Schistosomatidae.
UCAACCAUUUGAACCAUUUGAACCAUUUGAAUCAUUUGAAUUACGUUGGCUCGAGAUUAAAAAUCUCAAGGUUGGAGAUUCGCCAGUAGUCUGCUAUGGAGGUACCAUACAUAAAUUGGAUGAAGAGUAUCAGUGUUUAUGAAAGCCCCUCUCACAUCUACCUUGUUGGUUCUAAUGUUGGAGAACGCUAUUUCCGAAUUCUUAAGAUCGCUCGUGCUCCUGUUCCCUUGAGGGAAGGUCACUUAUGGUUGGAUAAAGAGUGUAGUGCUUCUGAAGCAACUGUUGAAGCAGAAAGUUUAGUUGAUCGACUAUGGCGUUUGAGUAUAAUUGAGGAUCCUCAUAUUUAUUCCAAAUCAGAAUUAGCACGAAUACUUCAUGCUAUCCAGGCAACUAGUCGACAUUUCCAUCCGCAAACUAGUUCUCAUAGUAACGACAAGUUGGAGGCAUCAAAAUCUCCUAAAUGGUCACGUUUUACUUCACUUUUUUCAAAGCAUCGAUCUCAGGAACAUUUGCCCAAAAUCGACGAAACUUCAUCUAUUUCGAAUUCAAAUAUAUCUGACGAUAUGCCUUCUAAUCCAAAAGAUUUACAACAAGCUGCAGCUUCUGCUCUGUUCACUGGUAGCAGUAAACGUUCUCUAGUUUUAGUUACAAAAUGCUAUGGGGUCGUUGGAGUUGUACGAUUUUUACGUGGUUAUUACCUUAUCUUAAUUACUAAAUACUCAGUGGUUGCACAAUUAGGUGAACAUCAAAUCUGUAAGGUUGAAGAUACUGCUAUACUUUAUAUUCCUGGGAAUCAUUGUGUUGAUGAAAGCGGACUUGCAAAUAAUGGUUCCAGAAGUCAUUAUUCUUCAAUAUCUUCUUUAAAUAGUACAGUUUCACAAGAUCUUGAUGACGAUUCUUGCUCUAAUGAAGAUGAACAACAAACAGGACUAUUUCAUUUUAUUAAAAGUUCUAUAGGACGUAAAAAACUCUCCAGUGAUGAAAUGCGAUAUUUAAAACUAUUUAGCAGUGUAGAUUUAGCUAGCAAUUUUUACUUUAGUUACACCUAUGAUUUAUCUCAUAGUUUACAAUAUAACAUGGAGCCUUUGUUUAAGUCUGAUCGUCGGGAACAUAUCCAUCUGCUAACAUCGAAAUAUAUACCCAAUGAUAAGUAUGUUUGGAAUUGGAGAUUAAUUCCACCGAGAUUUCGACCAGGGUGUAACCGUAAUGGCCUUCAUCCCAUUAGUGAUCAGCCUGAAUGGUUCACUUUGUUAUUUCAUGGUAGUGUUAGUCAAAUAGCCUUAUCUGCUUGCCGAAUGCCAAUGAUGAUUACUCUUAUUGCUCGUAGAUCAAGGCAUUUCGCUGGUCGGCGAUUUUUGAAACGUGGUGUUAAUCUAGUUGGCGAUGUUGCAAAUGAAGUGGAAACAGAACAAAUAGUACAUGAUAGCUCAUAUUCAUUUCUUCGUCAUGGACGCGUUUCAUCUUAUGUACAAAUGCGUGGUUCUGUACCGUUAUUCUGGUCACAAGAAUCUUCUAAAGUUGUUGUUGGCAGACCACCUUUAGAAAUUUUACGUGAUGAUCCAUUCUAUGAAUCGAUGGGUUUACAUUUCGCCAGUUUACUUAAACGUCAUGGAUCUCCAGUUAUUGUACUUAAUUUGAUGAAAAAACGAGAGAAAAGACAAUUUGAAAUAAUUUUAUCUGAUAGAUUUGAACGUGGAAUUACCUAUUUAAGUCAAUUUUUACCUUCUAGAAUUCCUCAACCGUCUGAUUCAUUAAAUACACUUUUUAUUGAAACAAUUGAUAGUAGUCCACCUAUAAUGUAUAUUGGAUUCGAUAUUGCUCGUGUGCAAAAAAUGAAACGUACUGUUGUUUUAAAUAAAUUACAGCCUAUUAUAGACAAUUGUGUACGUCGUACUGGAAUAUAUUUUUCAUCAUCUGCUUCUUUACCAAUAUCAGAAAUUCAAUUUGAAAAACACAGAACAAUUGGUUUCAACUCUAAACAAUGUGGAAUAAUCCGAGUAAACUGUGUAGACUGUUUGGAUCGAACUAACACUGCACAGUUUGUUAUCGGUCGAGUUGUUUUAGCUUAUCAAUUGUAUGGAUUAGGCUUUUUGGCUGAGCCAGAUUUUAUGGAUAACUCACAAAUCGAUCGAUUAUUACAGGACUUAUAUGAUGAACAUGGAGAUACACUAGCCUUACAAUAUGGUGGUAGUCAAUUAGUGCAUAAUAUAAAUACUUAUCGUAAAAUAAAAAAGCUCUCGAGUCAUUCUCGUGAUUUUGUUCAAACAUUGUCACGAUAUUAUUCGAAUAAAUUUUCUGAUUGGGAAAAACAGUGUGCAAUAAGUUUAUUUUUACGUAUUUAUCGUCCUAAUUUAUGGUCUGGUACACUAUAUGAUUUUAUAAAAAACCACCUAAUUCCGAGGUAUUCAAUAAAUGAGACUGAUACAUUAAAAUCAGACAGUUAUCCAUCUAACAUACUAGCUCUCUUUCAUUCAGACACAGAUCAAAUUCUAGCCAUUGUCGCUGCUUCAUUGUCUGGUUGUAUAUGGGAUAUGUGCAGUGAUGCUUAUUUGCAUUGGUUGGACGCUUGGGCACGUUUGCCAACAAGUCGCUUUUCACUAACUGAUUGGUGCUCUCGUGAUCUCUUACAAUGUUUACCCAGGGGAAUGGAUAUAACACAAAAGUCAGAUCUGUAUAGUAAUCGAUGCCUUGUGUUACCAUCAAAUGAUAUCAGGGUUGAUUGGUUCAAUGAAUUUUAUGAAUUAACAGCUUAUGUUGAUUUGGACCGUUUCUCAAACCCCCAUAUCCGGUCAACUGAACUUGUUGUUGAACAUCAUUUAGGUGAUUAUAUAAUGCCGCAGUCAUAUCCAAAUUCACAGAUCAACGACCAAAUACAUUCGCAUCAUAGCAACAAUAAUAUUAUAAAAUACAUGUCUGUUCCUGAAAAAGAUCAGCUUACUAAUUUCAGUUAUCCUACAUUAUCAAAUAUUUACAUGGAUUUAGGUCGUUCAAUAUGUGCUGCGCAUUCAUUUCCUAAUUUUACUGAUAUACCACAUUUUGAUUGGGCUGCUAAACAAAGUAAUCUUUCGUCUAAAUAUUAUAAAGAUGGCAACAAUUCAAAUGAAGCAUUGAAUCAUUCAAUUAGUAAUGUUGAAUUAAACAAAACAAAAAAGUUGAAAAAAGUAAAGGAUCAAUGUCCAAUAAAUAAUAAUUUCGAUGAUAAAAAAAACAAACGACAACAAGAAAAAGCUGCUGUUGUUGCUGACGAUGACGGUGACAAUGUUGAAGAUAAAUCUAGUUCAGAUAGUGAUUAUGAGGAGUCGAUAGAUAAUUGUAUCAAUUUCUUUCCGCCCGAUUUGAAUUUGUUUCCAUUGCCUCUUGAUCCAGACUUAUCAGUAAUACAACCUAAACGUCUACCUGACAAAUAUUUUGAUAAUAAAGGAUAUUCUGUGAGUUAUCCGUAUACUUCUAAUUCUACAAAACGUCAAAAGCGGAAACAAAUAACAGUUGACCAACUUGUUAAAUCCAAAGAAGAUCCUGAAUCCAUCUAUUCAAACUGUGUAUCGUCAUCUGAGAUCAUGUUGAAUUUACCAAAUAAGCAUGUCUAUGAAGAUUAUCUUCGUACAGAUUUUACUAAACACUCAAUGCAAACUGAUAAUUAUUAUAUAAAUAACACUUUAUCAUCGUCGUCUUUAUUGCCUAUAGAUAAAACUUCACUUGAUAUUUAUAAUAAUUAUGUUCAAAUGAAUAAUAUUGGCUUGUGUAAUAUAUCCAAAAACAGUAUGAAUAUCUAUAAGGCAACAGCUUAUUUGACAUCACAGUUAUUAUACUGAUACAGAAGUAAAAGGCUGAUAUUUUUCAAUCCAACUUAUUUUAAUUCUCUUACAGUAUCAAAUAUUUAAAAUGGUCACUUUACCGGUUACUAAUUUUUCCUCAAAAUGUAUAAAAUCAGAUAGUUUUUUUAUUUUCAUACCUAACUUUAUUAUUCACUUACUCAUAACCAUACAUUAUGUGUUGAUUUGACUUUGUUUUUUUCUCCUACUCUUACCAUCAAUACUACUGAUAAUGAAGCUCACUCAGUGAUAUGUUAUUAAUUUCUAUUGUGAGAUGUAGUCACAAUUACCUUAAUAAAUUACUUGAAGAUCUCGAGUUAGACGUCUGAAGAUCAUCAUAACGAUGGAAAUGUAUUCAUUCUUAAUCUCUUUCUCUCUCUUUUUGAAAAUCUUGAGUUAAAUGCAAUAAUGUGCCUUACUUAAUAUUCAUUCCCCUUAUUUUGUUUCUUUUUGAGUUGAUUUUGUUUUAUUUAGUCUUCUAAAAUAGUUGUCAUGACAAUUAUUUCUACUUCUUUCUAUUUCUAUUUUAUUAAUCGACUUUCAAUUGUACCUGACGUGUAGAAUGGGACUACUUGAACUUAUAGAUAUUUGUAUUUAAUCUUCUAUUGUUUAUCACUAACUGAUUGAUUUAUUUUAAAGUAAAUUCAGACAAUUAAAAUGAUUUUUAUGCAUAAUAUAACAAUAUAACUGGAUUUCACUGCUAGCCACUAUCCAUCUUUGCUUACAAUGCUUGUGAAUUAAGGCUAUAUCUAGGCAAAAUGCACAUAUGCCA